Bursaphelenchus okinawaensis is the source of this 1020-nucleotide messenger RNA. The record is from the annotation of a GenBank genome assembly. Lineage: Eukaryota; Metazoa; Nematoda; Chromadorea; Rhabditida; Aphelenchoididae.
AUGCCUAAAGAAAGGAAGUUCUUGGAAUAUCUGAUUGAGUUGGGUAGGUAUUUUGGUUUUUUCGUGCUAUAUUGGUAUUUAUUUUAGAUAAUGUACUAUAAAUGUUUUGAAAAGCUGAUGAUGAUUGAUUUAUAGGUAUACGACUGGAGGCGCGUACAGUCACUAUUGGCUAUGCAUCCAUCUAUUUUCACAAAUGUUACAAGGAGAUUCCGGAUGAAAUAUGUAAAUACGUAAGUUGGCAUGGAUACUUAACUUAAUAUCGUUAAGCCUAAAAAAUCGGUUAUUGCUUUUACGUUUGGUUUAUAUAUUAAGAUAGCUAAAGGUUUUUUCAGGUAAUGAUGUAAAUUUUAGACGGUAGCGACAACUUGUAUGUCAUUGGCAGCCAAAACAGCAAAUGACAACCGGCUGCGACUUCGUGGAAUCGUUUCUGUCGCUUAUAGGUAGGUAAAAUACGUAUAGAACACCUUCUUGACUGGUUUAUUUUGCAGUAGCUUGUAAUAUUACUUUUUUAUUUUAUGUUUUAUAUAGCAUGUAACAUUGAUAUAAGCACGGAAUUACACUUGAUAUUACAUUGAACAUCUUUUUAGAAUUCUUCAUCCAGACGCUUCGCCGUUACCUUUAAACCAGCUGGAAACAGCUCUAAAGAAGAGUCUGAUAGAGCUAGAACCGGUCGUACUAAGAUUUCUUGGCUUUGAUCUUACCGUAGAACUGCCACAUCACAUGGCAUAUACGAUCUCAUCUAUUUUAAAAGACUUUUACACUUCGAAAUUUGAAGUCGCCGAGAAGUAUGAUACUGUGUUAACUACAAUACUUCAAGACGCAUCAAUAGAUCCACAGUUCUUCUCGGAUUAUUCAGUAACAACAACUGCCAUUAUUGUCGUUGCUUUAGCCAUUCAGGUUGCCAAAGUAGAUGUGACAGAAAGGGAAUGGGUCACAAUGUUUAGUGAAUCUGUGAGUAUUGGAAGGCUACAGAGGUUGAAGCGAAGGUUUGUGAAGUACGUGUACGAGGAAAACGUGUAA